Molecule: messenger RNA, 3020 nt
Organism: Maylandia zebra (zebra mbuna)
Lineage: Eukaryota; Metazoa; Chordata; Actinopteri; Cichliformes; Cichlidae
Source: RefSeq, a predicted model, not a curated record
GGUCAAAUCAUGGUCCAGGGAAGCUACAGUGAGCUGCAGUCCUCUGACCUCGAUAUGGUGUCCCUGCUGAGACGUGAUGAGGAGCAGGAGCAAUUGUCUCCAUUUGCUGACCCAGAAAAACUGUCUUUACAAAGUCGGUGGACAAAUGAUUCUCACAGUUCACACUGUUUCCUCAACUGCCCCCUUCCACCAGAAAGCACCUACACUGAGCAUCUUCCUGUUGAAGCUAUUCAAACUAUUGCAGAGGAGACACGAGCUGAAGGAAAUGUCAGCAGUCACAUUUAUUUUACAUACUUCACGGCAGGCUGUAGCCUUCUGGUUUUAAUGGUUAUAUUAUUUCUCAGUAUUCUAGCUGAGGUGGCAUAUAUCCUUCAGGACUGGUGGUUGGUAUACUGGGCAAGAGAUGAUUUUACAAACGGCACAAACAGCAGAGUCACUGCUGUUAGCCUUAAAAGUGGAAUGAAUGUUACUAGUUCAUACCAAGAGUUUAAUCUCUCGUUUUACCUCAGCAUUUAUUCAGGUUUGACAGCAGCAGCUGUGGUCUUUGGUUUUGCCAGGAGUUUGGUGAUAUUUCAUGGGCUGGUGAGAUCAGCUCAGACUCUUCACAACAGCAUGUUUAGUGCUGUGCUCCACACUCCUGUUAGCUUCUUUGAUGUCAACCCCAUAGGAAGAAUACUCAACAGGUUUUCCAAAGAUGUCAGCCAAAUGGACUCCGUGCUACCUAUCACCUUUGUGGACUUCUAUCAAUUAUUUUUACAGAAUGUUGGCGUUAUCGCGGUGGCAGCCUCAGUUAUUCCUCUCAUCCUCAUCCCUGUUGUGCCUCUCCUGUUAAUCUUUCUGUAUUUGAGGAGCUUGUACCUUCGUACCUCACGUGAUAUCAAACGCCUUGAGUCAACAACUCGGAGUCCAGUUCUCUCACACCUGUCCUCUUCCCUUAAUGGUCUUUCUACAAUCAGAGCUUCCAGAUCAGAAGAGAAGUUAAAGAAAGACUUUGAUGCCCAUCAGGACCUUCACUCAGAGGCCUGGUUUUUGUUCCUGAUGACCUCCCGCUGGUUUGCACUACGCCUCGACAGCAUUUGCUCCAUAUUUAUUACCCUCACAGCAUUUGGCUUGAUAUUACUCAGAGAUGGGCUGGUGGCUGGAGAGGUAGGCCUGGUUCUUACCUAUGCUGUGACACUGAUGGGAAACUUCCAGUGGACAGUGAGACAAAGUGCCGAGGUGGAGAACAUGAUGACAUCAGUGGAGAGGGUGGUGGAGUACACUGAGCUAAAGAGUGAAGGGCCCUGGGAAACUCAGCAGCAUCCUCCCUCUGAUUGGCUGAGCCAAGGAAUGAUAACCUUUGAUCGAGUGAACUUCUUCUACGACACAGACGGACCGCCGGUCCUCAAAGAGAUUAGUGCCACGUUUCAUGCCAAAGAGAAGGUCGGUAUUGUGGGUAGAACAGGAGCGGGGAAAAGCUCUCUGGUCUCGGCUAUUUUCCGCCUGGCAGAGCCCCAGGGGAAGAUCUACAUCGAUGGUGUUGUGACCUCUGAGAUCGGCCUCCAUGACCUGCGCCAGAAGAUUUCCAUCAUUCCUCAGGACCCAGUUCUGUUUACUGGCACUGUGAGGACAAACCUGGACCCUUUUAACCAGCAUAGAGAUGAAGACCUGUGGAAAGCUCUGGAAGAGGUACAGCUGAAGUCUGUGGUGGAGGAGCUCCCUGGAAAGUUGGAGGCUGUCUUGGCUGAGUCGGGCUCCAACUUCAGUGUGGGUCAGAGGCAGCUGGUGUGUCUAGCCAGAGCCAUCCUGAGGAAGAACCGCAUCCUCAUCAUCGAUGAAGCCACAGCUAACGUGGACCUGAGGACAGACGAGCUGAUCCAGAAAACCAUACGAGACAAGUUCAAAGAAUGCACAGUGAUCACUAUCGCGCAUCGCCUCAACACCAUUAUAGACAGUGACCGCAUACUUGUUCUGGAGAGUGGGACCAUCCAGGAAUUCGACCACCCCUUUACCCUGCUGCAAAACAAAGAAGGUGCUCUCUACAGGAUGGUGCAACAGAUGGGCCAGGCUGAGUCAGCAUCUCUACUGGAGUCAGCUAGACAGGCAGCACAGAGGUCCUGAAAGUCUGUGGCCAGUGAAGCGUGACUGUUGUGCCUAAGAACUGGAAGCCUUCUACCACUUUGCUAACUUGUACACUUGGAUCCUAGAACAGUAGAACCACCGUGGGUUUAAAUUGGACGCCCUUGGUAUUUUUAAAUAAAUGUCUAACUACUAAAAGAAAUCACUGCCGUCUCUGAUCCAUGGCUUACACCUAAAUGAAAAAACACAACAAUGAUCAUUACAAAUGAUAAGGAUCAUUUAUACCACGAACCUUCCAGGGGUUAUAUUUACCCCUUUUUUUGAAAUGCUGAGCUCUACAAUUGUGCUACACUUGGUUGCCUUGCAGUGCUUAUUGGUUACAUAUUUUAAUAACCACUCUCCUAUCCGAUGACCCAUAGCUAAGAGGAUUAGCUGACAACACAAACAGAUAGGAAGCUAGAGUUCUAUAGAAAGAUUAAUAUUUAUUGCAGAAUUUAAAGGGGUUGGGAUAUUGAGGGAACAGGGAGCAGGUCAGAAAGGUUGACUGGGCAGGUUGCUGCCUAUGCAAACCAGAUAAAGCUGAAUCUUAAAUGUCCAGGAGUCCAGGGCUGAAAACUGGGGCUGGAGCAGACUGUGUGGUGGAUCAUCCAGAGCUUAUGUCUUUUUAGUAGUCUUGACUAUAGGAUGGGAUGAUGGUGGGGCUCUACUCCAACUGACUCUUUAUUGUGCUUAGUUGACAGUGUUGUCUUCUGCUACUCUAUAGUUCAAGGUUCACUAUCUUGGUGUCAGGUUUCCAUUUAGCAGCAGUAAUAAUGUAGUAGCCACAAUGGCCCUGCUGUGGUGAAAGAGUUUAGGUAUACUUACAACAGUCUAUGUAAAUUCUGGAAGUAAAUGCCUAAAUUUAUAUCUAGCUACUGGCUCUAACACGAAUUCUCUCCUUUGAAGUAACCAGUGAAUUUUCC